CGUUUUGCCGCGCCGCGUCAGCUUGACGUUCUCGUCUCGCGCCUCCGAGCCUGUGAAGCAGAGCGGGCGCGGUUGUCUUGACACAGCGCGCGCCGCGGUGGAUCGACGCUCCACGAGUCUCUGCCGUCCUUUGCGCGGAAAAUGAGGCAGAUUCCCUUCGUUUCUCGACCAGAACGCGAAACAAUCUUCUCCGGAGAAGAACGCGACCUUUUCCACCUCAGAUGCUGCCCUCUUCAGCGUGCAUCGAAGCGCGCGAGUCGGCCCUGCACACAUGCGAAAAGCGCGGGUGUCUGUACGCUCUCCAACGCUGGCCGGGUGUACGUACACCCGAGCGGAGAUAGAGAGAGAGGCGGGAGAAACGCGACAGUUGUCUCUCUUGCUACGGCGGAGGCACCCAUUUUCUUGUCUUUAUGUCCUCUCUCGCCGGUAAGGAAGGAGACUUCGAGCAGAGCUGCUCGCGCGUCCUGCUCUGGCUCCUCCUCUCUCUGCAGAGAGCACAGCGACAGCGAGCGAGGAGCAGACAGAUCCAUCGCCGGAGAGAAAAGGACGCGUUUCUUUUCGCCUCUCCCUCCCCCUCGCUGAGCUUCAGUGGUCUUCUCUCGCAGAUCAUCGAACAUGGAGCGCAACCGUAAACCGUAAACGCUUCUUCAAAAGCCAGAACGCGCAUGGACUCGGACGCCAGGCCUCGCAGGUGACGGCGAGAAGCUCCGCGGCGCCUUCUGCGGUGUAUCUGCAGCUCGGUUCGCGGUUUAGCAGAAGCAACGCAGAAGUACCGAACGCACUGACGUUUUCAGGUGAAGAGAUAACGCGGGACACCGGGUCUCCGGCCCUGCUCCGGCGCCUCUCUCUCCUGAUUUCCUGUUUCUCUCCUUGUGCGUUGUUCGCUUUUUCUCUCACUUUGUCUCUUGUGGGUCUUUUGAAAAUCCAGAGUCUUCGCUGUUUCUGCUGUGUGUGCGAGCUGUCCUCUCGGAACUUCCGUUCGAUAUGCGGUCUCGCUCUAAAGAAGAUUCGCCGUCGUCUUGUCUUUCUUCUUCCGCUCCUCUCGACGCCUCUUCUCUCUCGCUUUCCUCCUCGUCUUUUCCCCCGUCUUCUUCGUCGGCGCGACUUCGCCGCCUCCCGGGUCUCCUCGCUCGCUCUGCUGCAUGCAGGCCGAAACAAGCAAGCAGGGCGGCGCCGCCUCGCGCGCCCUGCAGCCGAGCGCCUUCGCAGCGACGCGCGAGUCCUUCGCCGUCAGUUCAGCUUUUUUCGACGAAGAUGAGUCGCCUGUCGCAGCCUGUCUGAACAUCUUGGGGAGGACCCUCGCGCUGCCUCUGCCUCCCCACACAGGCAGUGCUGAAGGGACAGUUAGCCUGGCGGAGACAAAUUCAACGCCUCCAAGAAGUCGAAUGCUCCUCGAACCUUCGACUGCGGCAUCUCCUGUCUCGAGUUUCCGCGCGGCUGGCUCUCCGCCUUCCCGCUCUUCUCGGCCUCCAUCCGCGGAAGGCGUUCGAGGCCGGUGGCGCGCGCGGCGCCUGGCGCUCGGACCUGCUUUGGGAUUUUCUUGGCCGGCGCCGCGGAGGCCCUCGUGUGUCGCUCCCGACUUCUUGGCUGUAUGCUUGUCUCCUUCACUCGGCUCGCCGAGCCAAGAGUUGACGUCUCAGUUCUUCGUCCUCGACAGCGUCAUGCAGGCGACUGCAGGUCUCUGCGCCCCCGUUCCCUUGCCUCUUUCUCCCUCUGCAGCUCUCUUCUUCGAUCCGUCCAUCCGCUGCGCUCUCCACCCGCCUGCGGCGCCGGUCUGCUGCGCGCCGCCGUCGCGUCCGGCAGCCGCCGCGCAAGCCUGGUCUGAGCAGAAGCCGGCGGCGAAGAAGGAGAAGGAGAAGGAGGAGGAGAGCCAGCAUCGGGGCGUCGACGCGGCAUUGAAGCAGCUCUUCGGUCCCUGCGUCCUCCUCCCGCCCUGCGUCGUCGCUCUCCCUCUGCAUGCGCCCUGCGUCCUCAUCGACCGGGCACCCGCUGCGACGCCGGCCUUCGCGUCUCUCUUCUUCCCUCCGUUCUUCUCUUCUUCCGUCCUCUCUCCAGGGCAGUGCCUUCUUCCUGCCGGAGUCCCCGAGCUGGCUCACACCGGUGGACGUCCACCCGAGGGCAUGCAUGCGCGCAUGCCUACGCGCGCGCCCGGCGACUUUCUGCGUCUCCUGCGGAACGCGCCGAAGCCGAGCGAGCUCUCCGGCGGCCGCGAGAGGCACUGGGGGUCGAGGACGAGCAGUCGAGGCUCCGCAUCCACUUCGAGUUCUUGUCCUGCGACGCAGAACGCAGAUGCGGGGAGGGAGAGUUCCGAGGAGAGCGAAACAGAGGCCGAGAAGGCUCUGGAGAUGCUCGACGACGAAUUCUCGACUCCCGCGACGCCAGGAUGCCCAUUCCACGCCGCGUUUGUCGCCGCCCUCAGAGCCGCUCUCUCAAGGUGGAUGAUGCAGUCUCCGGCGUCGAAGCAGACGGUUUCGCCUCCGGGGGCGAGAGUCGUUUCGCCUGCAGACCAGACCGGCGCUGGCCAAGGUGGACAGACUCCCGACGCUGUCGACCCUCGAGGCGUCCACGUCUCUGUCGUCAUUCCCCAUCUUUUCCUCACCUUCAAAAGCGGACGCCUCACCACCAUCGCCAGUCUCCUGCAAAACGGAUAUCAAAAACGAGCUCUCAAUCGUCUUAGACGAUCCGCCUCUCCAUCUUCGUCUCCCUCUUCUUCUGCCUCGUCUUCUUCUCUCGCUUCUUCUUCUCUCGCUUCUUCUUCUCUCUGUUCUUCUGUCUCUUCUUCUGUCUCGUCUUCUUCUCAAGUGGUGGAGAGUGGAGGCGCGGAGAAGCGCGAGGCUCUGGGGACAAGGUUGCUGUCGCGGGUGUCGCGGGAGAAAGAGAGAGAGGGAAAGGAGAAGAGAGACCGGACGGAGGGACUCCCGCCGACGGCCUGGCUGCCGCUCGCGUACGCGUUUCAGCGAGGAGUUCGAGAGAGAGAAGCCGAAUGCGGAGAGGAACGCGAAGGCGAGAGAGGACGUCGAAGAGAGAGGUCGGAAGAUCUCUCUGAAGCUCUCAAGCACGAUAUCCUCAUGAAUCAAAGAUACGUUCACGGAGUCGUCCUCGCUUCGUACCUGGAAGUUUAUCUCCUCCCCAAAGUAACCAAAAGCUCUUCUCUUUCUUCUUCUAUCCCUUCGUCCGUUGUAUUUCCUUCGCAUGCGAAAGAUCAGUUUGACCUGGAAAAAAAGAAUCUGUUCUGGGCAGGAGACUUGGUCGACGUGACUGUGGUUGGUGGUACGUUCGGCGCGGAGGCGCUUCGAGGACUCCAGAGAAAAUUUCGACACGGUGACCUCGGUCUUAGCGAAUUUGUCAGUCUCGCUGUGGAAACGACGCGCUCGCGGUUCGCGCGCCUCGCCAUGUGGAUCGUUCCACUCCCCUUUGAGUCGCUCUUCCUCGCAAAUCAACUUAGGACCGCCCAUUUUUCGACGCUGUUGGUGGAGGCGUCGGUCCUCGCGGCAACUGGCCAUGCCAGCCGAGCUCUUGCGCUCUUCCACGCGGCCUUUCGCUGUGCUUGUCGCCCCAGCCUCGACCAAGCUGCUCCUCUCUCUCGUCCUCUCUCCCCCUUCUCUUCCCGACUCGCAACCUCUCCUUCUCUCUCUUCCUCUCGUUCUUCUUCUCUCUCUUCUCGUUCUCCUCUCUCUUCUUCUCCUCUCUCUUCUUCGCUCUCUUCUUCCCCCGCGCUGUCCUCUUCUUCCUCUGCGUCGUUCCGCGCUGCCGUCGCCGCAGAGACCGAGGCUGCGUUUGAUUGGCGAGGAUGCCCUCCCCUCGCGACGAUGGUGUUCGCGUGGAGAGGAGCGUUCUCCCAGUGGCUGCGCGAGGAAGGUAGUCGCCUGCGCGCUCUCCGAAGAAGCAUCGACGCGCUGGAGACAGAACUCCGCGAGUCCUGCGAGGCUGAACAGACGGCCGAGCGCCGCCUCGGACCCUGGUGGCGCUCAGAGCAGACCCAGGCAGUGUGUACAGCCAAAAAAGUCGCAAAGAAAAACAUUGAAAGCUGCAUCAUCGUCUGCUGCGAAGUCUACGACGUAGCAGAGAUGCUCUUGGAGCCUCGGGAAGUAUCUGGAAAGCAGACAACGAACUCGUGGACGCCCGUGGUGGCGCUGCUGGCGUCUCUCCAGGGCGAGGCCUUGGAUUUCGUCUCUGAGCUUCUGUGGCUGUUCCCUGCCGAGUUCCUCACGGAAGAAGUCAAGGAAAAAAUAUCGCAUAGACUCGCAGCAACUCCCCGCGCGCGCGGCUCCUUCGGGUGCGGCCCGGAGCGGCCGGCGCCGCGCCAGCGCCCUGUCUCCUUUUCGACUUUCGGCAGGCUCGCGAUGGUCCCCAACCGUCUUGCGGCUUCCCCCGAAGCGGCCUCUGCGUCCUCGCCUUCUCGCGCUGGCGCAGCGACCAGUCCGGGGGUCCGUUGCGGCGGCUCUCGUUCCGGCGAGGAGAAAAGGCUGUUUCUCGACGAAUCGCUCGCUGCCGCUGUGGCGUCGUUUCUGGGCGUCGCGGACUGGGCAGAAGCCAGCGGAGGGAAGCAGGGAAAACCUGGAGACACUGGGCAGACUAAAGAAGGCGAGGACGCAGACAGGCUCUGGCGCCUCGUCCUUGUGCAGGCCGCGACUGCCUUUGAGCGCGCGCAUGCAGCGGCUGUUCGGCUUAACAGCGAGGACACUUGCAGGUGGGAAGCGGCGCUCUCGGUCGCGAGUUUCCUCGCCUACUCCGUCCGACUUCCUGUCGCGGCAGCUGGGCUCUUGGAGGCGUAUCUCCCGAAUGCCGCCUCGUCCUCGGCGUGCUGCUCUCUUGCAUGCGCGAUGCUGAUAGAGCAGACCAGGCGCUUCCACGCUCUCUGUUCCUCCCGCGUCGUUCUGCUUCACUUCCGGGUGAAGGCCCAGAGUCUCCUUUCUCUCGCGCCGGCCGCGGCGCGUCAAGCUGCGCAAGGCGCGCCUGCAGUCAAAACUCAGCCAGGUUGGCGAGUCUCCGCCCUGUCUGCAGCGGGGCUGUCUCCUGGUCCCUCGGCCUUGAAGGUGACUCGCAAAGAAACAGACAGACAGAGGAUCGCAAACGAGGCAAGACGCCGAGACACCCAUGCAGGCGCGGACUUGGAAGCGUCUCAGCGCCCCGGCGCGCCUCUGCAGAACCCAAGCAGCUUCUCUCACCUUUUGGUAGCGCCUUUCUCGAGCUGUCUCGUCUCGGAGGCACCUGCGAUGCAUCGAAGCGCGCUGGCGCCGGGGUAUCUUCCUUCUCCGAACUCCCGCAAACUGGAUGGUUCUUUGCGCGGAGAAGCAUUGGUUGCGGCGGGUGGUCUCGACGCACAACUCGCUGUCGAUUUCCCCGCCGUGCCGCCCUCGCCUCACUCUUCUCUUGCUCCAUCGCGGCGCCCGGCCUCGCGCUCGGCGUCCGAAGACGCGCAGUUGAGGGCCGAGACGAAUGCAGUCGAAAAAAAGCUUGCUCGAGAAGAGAAGACAACCUUUGGACUCUUCAACGAGUCCUUUUCGCGGGGGUUUGUGUCGUCUAAUCCCAAUGCAUGCAUGCUGCAGCGCGCGCCUGCUCCCCCGGUCGACUGCUCGGCCUAUCUCCCCUCAGAGGAAGCGCGGCCGCGGUGUGAUAGCGAGGCUGUGAAGAGAGCCGAUGCUAGGCUACUGGAAGCUUGUCCAGAAGUGGAACACUCCGACCUCCCUCUCCGAGGCGCGGGAGGGAAACCAAGAGAAAACCACCAGAGUUGCAGGAGAGAAUUGAAGAAGGCACACGCAGACGAGGAACGAAAUGUAGAUGAACAAGGAAAGAAGGACGAGGAGAGAGAGGUCGAUGCCGCUUGUGUUUUCGAGUGCGUCCAAGAAAGAGGAGACGAGGAACGCUUUCCUAGUCGGUCGUUCCCCAGCUCGACUUUCGCCUCGAGUCCACAGGUCCCUUGCCAGGGAGGCCGAGACUCUGGGCUUUCUUGUUUGGGAGAGUCGCGAGAAAAAGACAAGGAGAGUUUGCCAGGAUCUUCUCGCGCUCAGGUGGCUGGUGCAUGCACUCAGCCAACGAGUAGACGCGGCUACGGCGCAGAUCCAGGAGACCAAGUGAGGCUCUUUGAGUUCUUGAAGCUCCACGUUGGAGCACCCUGUCGAUACUUCCGGUGGAUCGGCGGCAGCAGACUGCUGUCGCGCGACGCCGAGGAUGCGAAUCCGACAGGGGAAAGCGAGGGAAGACUGGGCGAGGAAGGGAGAGAGCAAGUUCAAUUUAUCACUGGCUGUGUGGUGCCAGGCGUAUCGGCGAGAAGUCGUGAGGGGGAGGACCGAGAAGCCCGCUGUAUCUCUUCCCCGGAGCGAGAGAAAAGGCGACACACUGCAGGCGCAGGAGCAUGUCUGUCUCGACAAAUGUCUUCGCCCUCGGCAGGGACGCCCGGCGUCUGCAAAACCUGUUCGACGCUUCUCUCGGACCUAAGAGAAGAAAGACAACUCGCUUCGUCGCGUGCUAAGCGAGCCAUGCGACGGUGGAGCCUCGACCUCGCCUCCCGCCUUCCUGGAGCCGUCGAGGCCGUACAGCCUCUGGGGUCUGUGCCGCUCCUGCUCGCUCAGGCGCUCGGCGUCGUCGUCCCUCGGACUGCCGGACCGCUAGUUGGGCUCGGGCGCCACAGCCCCCUGGGCUGUGGCGCCCAUUCUCUCUCCGCGAGACACGGCCGCGGCGAGGCGACCCAGCGGCCGGACUCGGCGGACCGCAGUGAAGAGGUCACAGACCGCGGCUCCAAGAGACUGUUCUGGGCUUGCAGGAGCUGGGAGGGGCUGGAGUGUCUAGUCCAUGCAGAGGAACGCGAAAACUAAGAGGCGGCGUCUGUGGCGCUAGUGUCGCCAAAUGCGACGGGAAGAGCACGGAGACAACUGACUCGCUGUUGUGUGUGCGCGUUCCUUCGGGAAUUCGUUGGGAGGCUGGGGAGGCGGGGGGGAGAGGGCGAGGCUCCACCGUCGCAGACUUUCCGCGGGAUGAGAAGUUCCGUUGUCAUUUCGGUCUGAUCGGGACUUUCAGGAGAGACUUUCGAGUCGGGUGGAACGGAGAAGUGAAGAAGAGCAGCGUCGGUGGGGCAGCGCUGGAGAGCGAAAGGUGGAAAGGCCAGAAGGCGACCACGAAGACCGAAGAAGAGGGGCAGAACCCGGGGGCAACGAAAAACGCUCACGGACGACUGGCAAGACACAGAAUGGAGUUCCUGCAUCAGGCAGGCAUGGGUUCCUCGGCUGCUUGAUAACGGCUGCACCUCUUGGCUUCCACAGCGUUGUUCGUUUCUGUUCGGGACUCUCCGCUCGCGUGGUGAGGCUCACACCUGGAGUUUGAGGAACAGAAAUGCGUCGUGCAGAGGCGUCCUUCAUUAUGAGAAACGUACAAGAACGCAAAAGCAGAUAUGUCUGGAUGUCGGCGGGAGGCAACGGAGACGCGAGGACCGCAGCGAGCAGCUGCCAAGUCAAGGUUUUUUGCGCAGAAGCGGCCGAGUCAGUUGUCACUUUCGGAAGUAAAGGGGAGCCAGGAUAUGCAAUGGAAAAAGACGUAUUUCUUGCGAGUCUCUCGAGACACUCUGCGCACACUCCCGACGCAUGUUGACAGAUGUCGACACAGAGAUAGACACGGCGAUGUUUACUCAGACGCUUGUGCCAUGGUACUGUGUCAAAGCCACUGACACAGCUGAUGGCUGCAGAGGUAGACACUUUUGUACUGAUACACAAAUACAUACAUGCAUACAUAUAUGCAUAUAUACACAGAAACGAAUAUAUUUAAACUGGAGGGCGCAGGCAGAAAUACGUAUCUGUUGGUGAACAGAGAGGUGUACCGAAGAGGUGACACUUCCGUCCGUGGUGGCUCGUGUCGGUUUCGAAAAGUUCCUCUGGAAUCUGUCCUCGUGUAUGCGCUCGAGUCGCGACGGUGUUUGUUGCUUCGCUGCGUCCUGAAAUUCCCAUUCGCUUAGUCUUUUUCUGACAGCUCUCCACACCAGGGGAAUUGCCUCAGCUUCGUCUGCGUGCCGAGCAUCACGAGACGAGUUUGUUCUAAACAGUUCGCGGUGUCCUCUGCCGCGUUUUUAAUCCAGUGCUGCGGAUCCGCGUCAGAGGGGGGUUUGUUUCACCCUUCACAGCUCGAAGAAGCCACCCAUUCGCGUUUCUUGUAAAAAACUGUGCGGGGAACUCCUGGCUGCUAACGCUCUGAUUUUCGAUUUUUAGUGCCCGCUGCGAUCCCCUAAACUGCCCAUUCCACACAAAAGACUCUGGUGCCCGCGACGACCAGGGCCGCCAAACGAUCCCCCUUGUGUUGGGCAGUCCCCUGGAGGAUCCUUUUUAUGCGGAACGCGUCCGACCUGUGGUGCCCGGGCAAACCACGAACAGUGGGAUGGCGUAUUUAAAUACAUCUUGCGGGGGUCGUGACCAGUGGGGGCUUCAGGUUCGCACGAACAAGCGAGGACGAGUGAGACUACACUCAGAGAGCGCGAAGCUUGCUUGCAGGCUCUCGUCGAACUGUUACGCUUUUUAUAACCGUGUCCGCGUGGCAAACGCCAUAGCAAAGCCUAGCGACUCUUACAUAAUUUGCCUCCGGAUAUGGAUACCUCUUUCACAGAGACACCCACAAGAAGUCCUUGUCAAGGUCUACGCUUUCGGUUCCCGUACUUGUCUGUGGUAAACUGCCCCCCACCAUACAUUUUCCACUGAUCUGUCGGUUGCGCUAUUUUCACAUGAUUCACACGUAUAUCCUUUUCCUUUCUUCACGGUUGCGUCCGGGCAACCUUUGCUCGACAGUGUAACGCGCUGCUCAGCCAGCCGUAGGCGCGACGCUAGACAGAAGCACUGGUAUCGAACGAUCUUCAGCUGCGUUAGCAGGCUCUGUCUACUCUGACUCAUGGAAGGUGUCCUAUGCACUGACGCAGCACGCUGCUUGUCUUUUCGAAUUCAGAUGCGUCACCUAUGUCUGUCGUCUCGCAUCGGGAGCUCAACCAGCGCUGACUCUCCACUCGAUCCGUUGUUGACACCGCUAUAAACGCCUGUAGAGCGUCCCGUCGAAAAUGAUAGAACGACACGCGACCGGCCUGUGACACUGACGUCAGCUCGAAAACCCGCGGUUUUCGGUUCGCACGCCGAAGCUCGUGUGGAAACGCGUCAUCACGAUGCCGCCGCGGCGGUU
Molecule: messenger RNA, 9147 nt
Organism: Toxoplasma gondii ME49
Lineage: Eukaryota; Apicomplexa; Conoidasida; Eucoccidiorida; Sarcocystidae
Exons: 8
Coding region: 1143-6815 (1890 amino acids)
Source: RefSeq, a predicted model, not a curated record